Molecule: messenger RNA, 1080 nt
Organism: Seminavis robusta
Lineage: Eukaryota; Bacillariophyta; Bacillariophyceae; Naviculales; Naviculaceae
Source: the annotation of a GenBank genome assembly
AUGACGACCGUAACGAAUCGAACCUCUCCAACGAUGGAAAGCAGCCAAGAGAAAUCUGAAGAAGAGCAGGAGGCUCUCCUGGCUGAAGAAGGAAAAACGACAACUGAACCUGCUUCGGCGGUGCAGCAAAUCAACCAGACAAUUCCGCCUCAAGCGAUGAUUUACGUUUACAUGGUACUAUUCUUUGGGGGCAUGAUUGCUCAUGAGGUCGCCUGUGAGGCAAUAACCAACAAAUUUCCCAAGUUCAUCGUUGCAAUCACAUUGUUCCAAAUGAGUUUCUGUGUCCUUGUGCCGCUGGCAAUCGCCAAAGGGAAAGGCUUUGAAAACUUUCCAAGGACCCUCAAAGGUAUUCUACCCUACGUCCACAUUUCCCUUCUUGUGUUUGGCGCCACAACCCUGGCCUGUCAGGCUGCAGUUUACUUGUCAUAUCCUACCAAAGUUGUGUUCAAGAGUGCCAAGCUUGUCCCCACAAUGGUAGUCGCCACGGUCUGGCAAGGUCAGCGAUUCACCAAUCUGGAAUAUGUUGCAGCUCUCCUUCUCUGUGCCGGUGCAGCUGGUUAUUCUUAUGGAAGUGGGGGCAGUCACAGCUCAGAUGGCGAGGACGCAACGCCCACGACACUGGUAGUCUUGGGUAUCGCCUUUAUGGUCUGCAGUGUCUUCUCUGAUGCCAUCAUUCCCAAUUAUCAGAAACUAUUACUCAAUCAAGGAGUUCCUGUCACCCAGCUGAUGAUCAAUGUCAAUACUAUAGGUGCCGUGACUUCUUUGGCAUACAUAGUGGUGACAGGCCAGCUGUUUGCUCUCCUUGGUGCUUGGCAUGCGCACCCAGAACUGUUGUUUUACUUGACCUGCGUGGGAGUUUCUCUUUCCAUCGCUGUAUGGGCGUACACAAAGCUGAUCCAGGCUACUUCCUCAGUGGUGGCCGUGGCAGUUUCCACUCUUCGAAAGGUGGCAACUAUGUUCCUAUCCUACAUCAUCUUCCCCAAGCCACUGCUGACAAUUCACAUUUACAGUGGGUGCAUGGUCCUGUUAGGUGUGAUUCUUAGCACCGUAGCAAAGGAAAGAAUGGACAGCAAGAAAUAA